Molecule: messenger RNA, 3014 nt
Organism: Silurus meridionalis
Lineage: Eukaryota; Metazoa; Chordata; Actinopteri; Siluriformes; Siluridae
Gene: btbd9
Product: BTB (POZ) domain containing 9
Biological process (GO): adult locomotory behavior; circadian behavior; modulation of chemical synaptic transmission
Molecular function (GO): protein binding
Source: RefSeq, a predicted model, not a curated record
GAUCGAUCUGUCAAGCGGCGCCUUUUCUCUGAAAACAUCCCGUUCGGCGCUCGGGGCUGCGAAAUCUAUAUAAAGGACCUUUCCUUUCUAAAGCCUUCCAUUUAAUUGGCUUUAUCGCAAAAUUAUCGAUUUUCACACAAAGAAUAGACGGAUCUUGCUUUUCCUGAUUGAUGUAAGUGGCAGCCAUGAGCGACAGCCACCCUCUACGCCCGCUGGGCUCGGCGGCUGAGGUCGACCACAUGCACCUCCUGUCCGAGCAGCUGGCAGCGUUGGUGCCCGCCGAGGAAUACAGCGACGUCACGUUUCUCGUGGAGGAAAAGCGGUUUCCUGCUCACAGGGUCAUUCUGGCUGCUCGUUGUCAGUACUUCAGAGCCCUGCUGUAUGGCGGGAUGAGAGAGUCUCAGCCGCAAGCCGAGGUCCGCCUGGAGGACACCCGGGAGGAAGCGUUCUCCAUGCUCCUGCGCUAUCUGUACACAGGCCGAGCCAUCCUGAGCGAGGCAAAAGAGGAAACGCUGCUGGACUUCCUAGGCUUGGCGCACCGCUACGGCCUGCAGCCACUGGAGGCCUCCACCUGUGACUACCUGCGCACGCUGCUCAACGCGCAGAACGUGAGUCUGAUCUUUGACGUGGCCAGUCUGUACCACCUGAGCAGCCUGGCUGAGGCAUGUUGCUCCUACAUGGACCGGCACGCCGUGGAGGUGCUCAAGUCCGACGGCUUUCUCGCACUUUCCAAGUCUGCCCUGCUGACGGUGGUGCGGCGAGAUUCGUUCGCGGCCAGCGAGAGGGAGAUCUUCCAGGCGCUAUGCCGCUGGUGCAAACAGAACAGCGAGGACCCCGGAGCACGCGAUGUGAUGUCAGCGGUACGGCUGCCCUUAAUGAGCCUGACCGAAAUGCUGAACGUGGUCCGGCCCUCUGGCCUCCUGAGCGCCGACGAGCUGCUCGACGCCAUCCAGACUCGCUCGGAGAGGAGGGACAUGGAGCUCAACUACCGCGGCAUGCUCGUGCCAGAAGAGAACAUAGCCACAAUGAAGCACGGCGCCGUGGUAGUUAAAGGGGAGUUGAAGUCGGCUCUGCUGGACGGAGACACUCAGAACUACGACCUGGACCAUGGCUUUACCAGGCAUCCGAUAGAAGAGGACGGACGCAGUGCAGGGAUCCAAAUCCGUCUGGGCCAGCCGUCUAUCAUCAACCACGUCCGCCUGCUGCUCUGGGAUAAAGACAGCAGAUCUUACUCGUACUACAUCGAGGUGUCUAUGGACGAGCUGGAUUGGGUGCGUGUGGUGGAUCACUCCAAGUUCCUGUGUCGCUCCUGGCAGAACCUCUAUUUCCAACCCCGUGUUUGCAGGUUUAUCCGUGUUGUUGGGACACACAACACCGUGAACAAGGUCUUCCAUCUGGUGGCUCUGGAGUGUAUGUACACACAGCAUCCUUUCAUCCUGGAGAGCGGCCUUCUGGUCCCCAGUGAGAACAUAGCGACGGUUCAGACGUGUGCGAGUGUGGUGGAAGGCGUGAGCCGCUGUCGAAAUGCCCUGUUAAACGGAGACACAAGCCACUACGACUGGGACUCGGGAUACACCUGCCACCAGCUGGGCUCCGGAGCCAUCGUCAUCCAGCUCGCCCAGCCUUACCUAAUCAGCUCCAUAAGGUUGUUGUUGUGGGACUGCGAUGAGCGAAGUUACAGUUACUAUGUGGAGCUCUCUGCUAAUCAGCAGCACUGGGUCAGAGUGGUGGAUCGCACUCGAGUGGCAUGCAGGUCAUGGCAGACUCUGCGUUUUGAGAGACAGCCGGCUUCCUUCAUUCGCAUUGUGGGGACACACAACACUGCUAAUGAGGUGUUUCACUGUGUGCACUUUGAAUGCCCGGCUCAACUGGACACUGAGGUCAAAGAGGGCACACCGGGCUUGGAUCACCCAAACAAACCACAGUACCCGCAUGCUCAGCACUCCCAGCCACAGGGCCUCUCCUCCCAGAGAUCCUCCACUUCGUCUUUGCACACAUUAGGAAUGUGAAUCUUGCAGUUGUUUUUUUUUUUUUUUUUGCUCAAACACACCAGGCGCUUAUGUCGUAGGAUUGUGUUCCAGCGUCACGUGCUGCUAAUAGUAUCUAAAAAAUAUAUUUAUUAUGAAGGUGUUUAGUUCUAGUAAAGGGGAAGAUGAUGAUGGUGGUAUUUAUGAAGGCAUUGCUGUAUAUAGGCAUUUCGUUUAUUCUGUUCCAUCUACUCCACAGUCUUUUGUUUUGUUUUAUUGUGGGUAUCACUUUUAAUGAAUGUCAUCUUUUUUUUUUUUCCUUUUUUCUGGAAGAAUGCAUGAUAUUAGAAGUGAAAAUAUCAAAAUAUGAGUAUUGCUUUCUUUUUUUUUAAUAUAUAUUACAAAUAGUAGACAGUAAGACACAACAGACACAAAAACUGGAGUUCCAUAGAAUGUAGACAUGAAAGAGCAGGGUUAAAAAGGUGUGUGUGUGUGUGUGUGUGUGUGUGUGUGUGUGUGUGUGUGUGUGUGUGUGUGAGAGAGUGUAAAUGCAGAACACCCAGAAUUGUUUUACAUUGUUCUUAUUGCUUAUAGACAGGGUAAUAAGAUACAAAAAAAUGCCAGGGUGGUAAUUUCAUACAACGUAAUGAAACUGUAAAACACUUUGUCCCUGUUAUCACUUACGGUAUAGCAGGUAUCACCAGCCUCUUCCUUUUUUUGACACUGUUUUUGAAUAAGGCAAAGCACAAGCUGCCCCUUGAGAUGUGCAUGAGUCUAAAAAAAUUUUGAAUACAACUAAAAGAACUCAUUUGCUGGAUCGGGAUCUGAUCAAACAGUGUUAGAUACGAAUCAGAGUGUGUACCUGUUUUACUCUGGCCUUUUGUACUGGAUUGUAUAACUGCAUAUUGAGAUGUUUUAUCAUAUAAAGACUGCGAUCCUGUGGAAAAGCAUUACUUACGAUCUAAAGGCUACAAUUUCCUAUAGUCUGUGUAUAACCACAAUUUCUAUUCAGUCCAUGGAUUGUUGAUUAAACGAUGUGGAAUAUGG